Fomitiporia mediterranea MF3/22 is the source of this 1878-nucleotide messenger RNA. RefSeq lists its product as uncharacterized. The record is from RefSeq and is a predicted model, not a curated record. The coding region runs from base 1 to 1878 and encodes 625 amino acids. Lineage: Eukaryota; Fungi; Basidiomycota; Agaricomycetes; Hymenochaetales; Hymenochaetaceae. The transcript is spliced from 3 exons.
AUGGAUCGAGAUGCAUAUUUGCGUUAUCAGUCGGGUGCGUCAGGUGGUGACCUUGGUGAUAUCGGGGACGCCCAUUCCUCAUAUCUUGCUCUCUUGCUCUCUCCUCUCUCCGCCGACAAAGGUCAUCUCCCCUCCGAAGUACACUCGGACUUAUUCGCGGAGAACACUCCAGCAUCGCCAUUCUAUUGCGCUCUGUCAUUCUCGCUUUCCGUGCAAUACACUUCUCCUGCUAGCUCCAGUUCGGUCACCAAGCACCACCAAGACGGCCCUGCUGCCCUGUUCUCACAGUGCCAAAACGCGUUCCGUGUAUUGCCGCUUCUAUCUCUCUUGAUAUUAUCAGCGUCGCUCAGCGAGCAUCUGUUCUCGAUGGACGUCGACCAGGCACAGCACUCCCAUUCGCCUUUUCCGUCCCCAGACCAGCACUUCUCGCCUCAGCUGCACCAGCAGUCUCAACAGCAGCAACACAGCGGACAAGGCCAGUCGUCACCAUCUCAGCAGCAAACGCAACAACCGUCACCAGAUUCACCGUCCCAAUCACUAUCUCAGUUGGGACCAGGGGGUCAGGGUCAGGCCGCCCAGGGUCAAAACCAGUGGUCCGCCGCGCACAACCAGCAUCCGCACCCGCAUCUGCUCCCGAUUUCAGUCCCAGUCGCGGGCGCCAUAUCCGCCGUCUCCGCCUCCCCUACCUCCUAUUCUCCCGCCUCCGCCCAUCCUACGGACGGGUAUCCCUUUUACUCGCAGCAGCCGCAGUCUCAAUCUCAGCCGCAGCCGCCCCAGGUUCCUGGUGCGGACGGAGGGCACCACGGACACGGCCAGACUCACGCCCAGCAGGGCAUGGAACGCUCUGCAUCUCUUUCCUUGAACAUCUCGAGUUUGAGUGUCCAGAGUCCUGCGAACCUUUCACCGCUGACGCCCAGUCCUCACCCGAGUACAGCGAGUACUGUGCAGACGCUGAGCCCUGUUACCCCACUCAGUCCUUCCACUACCCCGCACGCACAGCACUAUCAGACGCAUACGUCUCAUAGUAAUAGACAGGACCAUCAAGGCAACAUGUUUGCGUAUGCUCCUCCUAAUGAGGGAACAUAUAAUACAGUGGGCGCAUAUUCUACCAGUGCAGCCGUGCCCCUUCCUGCAUAUGCUCGCGCUCCAAGUUCGCGUUCCUCUUCCGCGGCAUCUACGGCUGCCCUCUCGACCAAAUCGUCCAUCCCGCGGAAGCGCUCGUUUGCAAACGCAUCUUCGCUACCUGUCACGACACUGGAAGUCGGUGAGCCCGGGACGGUACCUGGCUAUAAUCCUGCACUUGGCCAGAGCACGCAUGAGCUUACGCCUGCAAACUUCGAGGACGUCGAUGUUGAUUUAUAUUCUGGCUCCGCAGGAAUGGAAGGUCUUGAGGGACGAAGUGGAGGCAGUCCAGGUGAUCCUGCGGACAGCUCCAGCGGUGACGGCGAUGAGGACCCGUUCAAGUCGCUUUCGCUCGGCGUCGGAUCCGGCGGCCACGCCAACUCGGGGCUUUCUGCCCUGUCGAUCCCGUCGCACGGAGGCGGUUACGGCCCCGCGUCGGCGAAGACAACAGGGACGAAUAACUUCGUCACGAAGCUUUAUCAGUGCGUAUCUUCGAUCCAAUUUAAGAAGUCAUUAGUCUGUUUAUUGACGGCUCCUUCUUCUCCGUGCUUCUUUCACUCUAAUCUACCUCUCCUUGGCCUUGUGUGCUGGUCGGUAUUUGUGACAUGCCAUGACGUCCUGCACUUCGCGAUCGCUGUUUCCCACCAUCAACCCUCCCAAUAUGGGUCCGUGAACCGCGUUCCUCUCCGCGUCCGUUCUGUGCCUUGCGACUCAUCGGACUAUGUCGCUGAAUUUUGUCCAUCCCGCGCCGUCUAA